Aspergillus fumigatus Af293 is the source of this 2019-nucleotide messenger RNA. Lineage: Eukaryota; Fungi; Ascomycota; Eurotiomycetes; Eurotiales; Aspergillaceae. The record is from RefSeq and is a predicted model, not a curated record.
AUGAUCAAAUUGUAUAUUAAUGCUUGUGCGACUGGGCUGGCAUCCCAGUUGCCCGGACUCUUAAUCUCUAACAUUUUUGCGUUCGCCACCAUCGACAUGACAGCUGUCACUGCGAGUCUCCCUGUAGCUGAUCGGGGCUUUAGAAGGUUAUUACAAGAAGCUCCAGGGCGAUCAUAUGACGAUGGGAUGUACCAUCCUGGUGAUAAUCGACUGUCAGGCGUUGCAGAUCCUUCCAAUGGAAUCGAUCACCCCGAGACGAAGCCAAUCGCGGCAGCAGACGCAACGCUAGACGGACACGGCUGGAGCGAGUCUGGAAUGCUUCGGGGAGCAACAACAGACACGCUUCCAAACCCCGUGGUCGCUGCUGUAAAACCCGCGGCCCUGCCGUCAGAAGCGGCCCUGGAUCUGCAUCAAGGACAUUUCGACCAUCCAGUUCAACCUAUCACCACCAUAACUACGUCGACAAACGCCUCUCCAUCCACGACAUCCGCGACCACCUUUUACAAAUCUACCAUCCGUACCACCCUUCAUACCGUCUCGAUGCCGACUGCUACUCGGGCUAGUUUGACUAAGAGCGCAUCCCAUGCCACCUCCACCUCCACCUCGGCGCCCGCCGCCCGUGGCGGGGGAGGGACGGCCCCCGGUACGCAAGCGGGGAUUGUCAUCUCAGCGAUGAGCCUCGUCAUCAUCUUGAUUGUGAUAAUCUUCUGGUGGCUGAAUCGCAAGAAGCGGGCCCUCAUGAAGUCCCUCCGAGGGGAGGAGUCGCCGCCGCCGACAGAGAAGCCAAACCCGGCGUAUAGAUUCGCUUCAAACCUGUAUACAAGCAGUACCUCUACGCUGGUCAAUGUAACGGAGAUCUUCAAGGCUUCCAGGGAGAAGAAAUCGCCAUCCGUCAAUGACGGAAGCAGCAGCAUCUACUCCACCGACCAGAUACAAAGCAACCAGACAUGGAGAACUCUGUUCACCCGGGCUGCGGCCAAGGUUAGAGCAUUCCGAGGCAGAAAACAGCCCCCCGACAGGCGAAGCCGCUAUUCCCACGGCUAUAUCUUUGCACAGGAGUUCCAGCACGUCCCCCCACUGCCGCCGCCACGUCUACAGAAGAUUGUCGCCGGUCUCUACGCCAACGGUUCGUCGACGAUCAAAACCGUAAUAGCAUCGUUUCGAGCGCACCCUCCGCCGCCGAAAGAUAGCGCGUCCUCCUCAACGUGGAGCUCCACGAGCAGUCGCACUCCGUGCUCGCGCGCCUAUGAGAGCUACCCGCAAGCGGAUCAGUUCCAGCCUCCAUGCGACAUCAGCGAUAGUCUGAACCUGGUCAAAGUGCGCAGUGUUUCCUCGGGCACUGUCGCCAUGAGUAACCCUGCCGAGAUCAGCGUCGACGCACAGGCCGGACGCAUCUCGGGAGAGAGCAGGCCACACCAGGAGGCGGCCUGGGAGUCAUCCAGCCCCUCGCUGUCGCAGCAUAUCUCGGCUCCAUCCCAGCGGCAGUCCCCCCCACCACCCACCUCGCGGGAGGGAAGCCCUGCAUAUUCCGGGCGGGAGUCCUCCUCCCAGAUGCAGCCGGAGGUCCCAUCGGUGAAACUAUGGACCAAGCAGGUGUACCGCGUCGAAAUGGACUUUAUGUCCCGCAGCGACGGCCAGCUGCAGGUUGGCGAGGGACAGAUGGUCCGUUUGGAGCAGAUCUUUGACGAUGGAUGGGUAAGUCGACUCAACCAGAUUCCUCUGGGUAAAAAUAUUCGGCUGACUCCCCAGGCAUUAUGCACACUGACCGACAGCGAAAAGCAAGGGCUCCUCCCCCGCGCCUGUCUCUCCACCUGGCCCAUCCAGGAACGCCGGCACUAUGCCUCCAGUAGCAACACCUCGGAGCGUGCCGUAGGCGUCUUGCCCAUAGACUCCCAGCCCUCCCGGUUCUACCGACAACACUCUCAACCAGGAACCCCCAAGCCAGGCACCGAGUCCAAGCCACCAAGCGUGAAGAAGCAGUCGAUCUCACCUACGCUGUCGACUUUCUUCCGUCUGUAG